AUUCUCUUCACCCUACUUUCAAAAUCAGAUUACAACAAUUACAGAACAAUGCCCUUACUAAUACUUCAAUAUUAGCUCAAAAAGCAGUUUUUAUCCCUAUACAAUAUAUUACCUUUACAAGUCAAAUUAUUGAGACAGCCCACAACUUCAAUAUAGCUUUCCACAGCCCACCUUAG
Dentiscutata heterogama is the source of this 176-nucleotide messenger RNA. The record is from the annotation of a GenBank genome assembly. Lineage: Eukaryota; Fungi; Glomeromycota; Glomeromycetes; Diversisporales; Gigasporaceae.